Messenger RNA from Symsagittifera roscoffensis, 1141 nucleotides. RefSeq lists its product as uncharacterized. Bases 353 to 1141 code for a protein of 262 amino acids. The record is from RefSeq and is a predicted model, not a curated record. The transcript has 3 exons. NCBI's taxonomy places the organism in Eukaryota, Metazoa, Xenacoelomorpha, Acoela, Convolutidae.
UAAUAAUGAAAAGAGUAUUGGCAGUUUUCUAUUUAUUUUGCCAUAGUGAAGAAAACCCUGAAAAGAUUGGAAAUAAAAGCAAAAACUCGACUUCCGCUUCAAGCCUUUUACAAGUCAGUUUUGUGUCGAAUUACCAUCAAUUAGAACCAUGGUUAGGCAUUCUCGCAGUUGUAAUCCUUCUAUCAGCUCAUUCUCUUAUCUGGGUUAUGUUGGAAUGAAAUUCAUUUGAAAAAAAAAAACAAGUUUGAGUAGUUUUUUUUCCGCAGCAAUAUUUUGCAUUGAGACGUAUUUCAGUUUGCUUUUUAAAUUUUUUAAUCACACGUAAGUUUAUUUUUGAAUCCGGACAAUAAUUAUGGUGUCGUUUCUCACUAGCGAUGCUAUCUAUUACUUAAUUGUUUUCGCCAGUUCAAUCGGAAGUCUUGUAGCCUUUCGAAAUAUCUUCUCGCUGGCUUGUCUCCGAGUGACUAAUCAGGGUCUGGAUUUCUACAUCUACUACAAUCCAGUAUUUGUCAUUUCAAUCUGUCUCUGCUUUCUGGCAAUUUUGGACAACGAGUGUGUGCCUGGACUCUCGAUGUGUAUGGACUCAUUGCUCGGAGCAUGUCACUUACAGCUGGCCAUCAAUUGGUUGGAAAUAGCAAGCAACGGAUACCAACUGGUAUCAGAUGUUAAGCAUCUUCAUGUCUUGACUGUGUUCGCAUUGGUGUCAUUUUUCGAACUGUUUCUUACCGGCUUCGUGACCGGAAACGAUACUUGUGACACCCGGGUUGACACUUCACGAUUGACAAACCCUUCUACAAUUUCACUGCUGAUGAUGAAGACUCAUCUGUUUUUCGUGGUUGCAGAUGUGAUGUUUAUUGUUGUGAUGGUGAAAUGUGUCCGAAAAUGGAAGUGGUACAAAAAGAAGUGGGCUGAAACCAAAAGUGACGCCUACGCUUCGUUCACGCCGCGAGAGAUCAAAUUCAUGGCAGCCCACAUGAACAACAUGCUGUUGGAAAGCAUCUGCGGAAUUGUUAUUUGCACCUGCAGAAUGCUUCCUCUGGUGUUACGUGUAUUCAAGGCACCAGCUGUAAAGUACGAAAACGAUGUGAUGAUUUUGGCUAUUUUUGUCACCCAAAUUAUUCAAUACAAGAUAAUGAAGUAA